AUUAAUGAGUGAUAUUAGUGAUUAGGAACCAGAAAACUCAGAAUUUGAUGAUAAUUCAUAAAGUCAGUCAAUUGGAGGAGAAGAACUCGAUCCUGAAAUCUCUGGCAUAACCUAAAGCGAUGCAGAUUCAAAAGGUAUUUGUGGAGAAAUACAUUUAAUUUAGAAAAGCAGUCUGUUACAUCAGAAUCUGAUUCAGAUGAGGAAUACCAGAUUGUGAGAUCAGGAGGACCACUUUCUCAAAGCAGAGGAAAAAAAGUAAAUAAAGAUGAAAGAAUUACUCCACCAUUUUUGACAAAAUAUGAAAGAGCUAGAGUAAUUGGUACGAGAGCACUUCAAAUCAGUAAAAAUAGUCCUAUUUAUGUUGAUCCAAGUAUUAAAUGAUGGCAAUAUUUAAUAGAGGAAACAACAGAUCCAAUUUUGGUUGCAUAGCAAGAACUUAAUGAAAAUAAAAUACCCUUCAUUAUUAGAAGGUAUUGGCCCAAUGGAAACUUUGAGGAUUGGGAAUUAUAAGAAUUGGAGCGUUUAGAUUGAUUUAUAACACUCAAAAUAUUAAAUUAAU
Messenger RNA from Paramecium octaurelia, 559 nucleotides. The record is from the annotation of a GenBank genome assembly. NCBI's taxonomy places the organism in Eukaryota, Ciliophora, Oligohymenophorea, Peniculida, Parameciidae.